Colletotrichum destructivum is the source of this 3518-nucleotide messenger RNA. Its product is annotated as Putative survival protein SurE-like phosphatase/nucleotidase. The record is from RefSeq and is a predicted model, not a curated record. The coding region runs from base 1005 to 1856 and encodes 283 amino acids. The transcript has 2 exons. NCBI's taxonomy places the organism in Eukaryota, Fungi, Ascomycota, Sordariomycetes, Glomerellales, Glomerellaceae. Gene Ontology annotation, cellular component: P-body. Gene Ontology annotation, molecular function: hydrolase activity.
CAUGUACUCACUCACUCACUAAUUCCUCACUCCUCACUUCUUACCCACUCUUUAUCCCUCACUCCCAUCUCUCGUUUCCUCACUCACUCCCAUCGGCUCUCCCAUCCGCCUUUUCUCCUCCCAUCCACUGACUAUGACUGUUCCGUCUUCUCUACACCACACACCACUCACACCUACAACACACACUUACACCACACACGCCUACACUUACACCCACACACCCUCUCGUCAGCAACCCAAGACAGGGCGAACGGGUGGGUGGUGGCUCAAGCCUGCCGGAAACAACGGGCAAACCGUAAGGCGCACCACCAACCCGGGAUGCCUCGUCCCAAAUUCCUUGCGUCUUGUUGCACUUGUGUGCCCCACGAUCCGAACUGAGGCAUUAUUCGACCUCGAGUUGCCCUUCUUGCGCAUUUGUCCUCGAUCCCGUUCGUGGGUCCAUCCGAUCCAACGACGCCGUUGUCGGCGGGUCCAGGGAACAAGGAAGGACACCACAAGAAUGAUUCACACGCGUGGGGAUCGGACAAAGUCAACGCCGCCCUCUCCCUCACAAAUAACCUCAUUAUCAGCAUCAACACCAACCCCGCGGCGAUGUUGGAGUCACCGUAUCGGACAGCCUGGUCUUAGCCUGCCUUCUGUUUUGUUUCCUCAUAAGCAGCCCCCCAUUCCUCUUUGAGUGACCGAGCGCGUCAUCCCUCGCCCAGCUACAGUCUGUCCCGGAAACUCUCCUCUACACCACAUCCGCCCAUCCACCCGCCCAUCCAUCCCCGUCCGCGGAUCCCCAGCCGGCAGCCUGAUUCUUAGCCUCCUCGGCUACCUACUCUUGGACUUUUGCCUUUGUCCCUUGUCUCUGCCACGACUCAGCCUGCUCGGAGCUUCUCCAAUUCUCCCAGACCCGAGAACUUGGCAGAGCUGGACAGCCUACGUCUUGUUGCUGCCUGACCCUCGACGACGCCAACGCACGAUUCUCUCCCCCUCCUUAGGAUCUCGCCGACUUGCGAAUAAUGCGGCUCUUGCUCGUCAACGAUGACGGACCCCCGUCGUCCGUCUCGCCCUAUUUCGCUCCCUUUGUCGACGCCUUGAACGAGGCUGGCCACACAACCGUCGUCGUGAUCCCUGACCGUCCGCUGUCCUGGAUCGGCAAAGCUCACGCGGUCGGCAAAACCCUCACCGCCGCGAGCAGGUGCCCGGCCUCCUUCGCCGACAGGACCUGCGACGUCCCUGGCUGUGACGACGCCGACGACCGCACCCACCGCUGGCUUGUCGUCGACGGCCUCCCCGCCAGCUGUGCCCAGAUCGGCCUGUUCCAUGCCGGCUUCGAGCCCGCCGACUUCGACCUCGUCGUCUCGGGCCCCAACCACGGUCCCAACGCGAGCACCGUCUACGCCCUAGGCAGCGGCACGGUCGGCGGCGCCAUGGAGGCUGCGCAGUGCGGAAGGAAGGCCGUGGCCCUCAGCUUCGGCAGCAAGGACGCGCAGCCCGAUGACGUUAUCCGAGCCGCCUGCGUCCGCGCUGCCGCGCUCGUAGACGACCUCGCGCGGGACUGGCACCCGGACGUCGACGUGUACAGCGUCAACGUGCCCAUGGUUGCCGACAUCGCAGAUCGGCCGGUGAGACUGACCACCACGGCGCGCGGCCGCUGGGUCACGGGGGGCCUGUUCAGCCCCGCGCCCGCCGAUCCUGAGAAGCUGGCGGCCUCACGUGUCUACCAGUUUCGGUGGGCGCCGCAGCUGGCCGACAUCAAGCGCCAGGCCGAGGAGAGCCCCGAGGGCGAGGACCUGUGGGCGUCACUCAAUGGCGUCAUCAGUGUUGCCCCCUUGAAAGCGAGCUUCACGGCUGUCGACGUGCGGAAGUGACCAUUUCUAUUCACUCGCACCAAGUCCAUCCCGGUCGGAUGCUUGGAAUAAAGACUCCGUUGACACCAGUAACAUAGACUAAAGCAUAGACUGAAAAAAGGUAUGACAUAGAUGCACGGGUAUGAGAUAGACCCGCGGAACAGACAUAGACGAGGCAACGGCUUGAGGCUCAAGUAGACACACAUCCACCGGCGCUCUCUUCAAUGAAGAUGCCUCCGUAUAUCUGGCCCUCGUCCAAGUUGUUCGACUGGUAUCCCUCGUUCACUACGUCACUCGUACCCGUUGGUUUCUUCAAGAGGCCAAUCUGGUAUUGUCCGUCACCCACGAGGUUGGCCGCGAUGACGCCGUCUUGCCUGGCGAGUGGGGCGUUGCCCGCAGAGUACCAGACUUGAAUGGUACUGUCACAACACCUCAGUAAACAUGUGACAAGGUUAGGGGGGGGAUGAGCUAGGUGAGCGUACUUAUUGGUAAAGUCCAGCGUCAGGGCGAAAUUUUGCCACGACCCGUCCGUCGCCACGGGCGUCGACCAGACGAGCCUAUUGUCCCGGUCCAGCAAUUUGAAUGUGUUCCUCGGCAGCCCCGGCUGGCCGAUGAUGGUGCCCGUCUGGAAGCUGAACUGGUUCGCGUCGUACGCGGCCGUCUCGUGCCAGACGUUCUGUUUGCAACGCUGCUCAGCACGAGGGCGGCUCAAGCGACGAGAACCACGUAUAGGAGUAUAGGAAGGAAGAGAAGAGAAAAACACCAUAUUUGACCUACGAGGUACUCGUGCGUUAGGUUCAACGGCCUCGCCGUAUCCUGCCGCACGCUAAAAUGGAGCGUCUUGACCCCGGCGCCAGCAGGCCCGCCAACGUUGGCGUCCCCGGCGAACAGCAGCCCCGCGCGCCGGAAGCCGCGCUGGUCCAUGAAGACGCUUGCGUCAGAGAUGGUCACCUCGAGCGGGCGCCUCCUCUCCCCGCCCGAGUCGAAGCGUGAGGGCGGCCCGGCUCGGGGUAGCAGGAUGAUGUCAGACCAGAGCAGGCCCUCGCCUUUCACGUAGUCCGGGUUGUAUGGGUUCCAGCCGCCGCCCGAGGCCGAGUCAAAAUCCCCGGGCACCGCGGCUGCGGGGACGCGACCGUCGAAGAUGACGGGGCAUUGUAUGGAUGCUGCGCCGCAGUUUGAGGGGCUUGACGCUGUGAGGACAACCAGGGCGAGGAGCAGGAGGGCAGCGGGUGGGAGCAUUUUGAAAACUUUGGUCCAAAGGGUGAUGGGUUACAGAGGAAGGAGGGUAGAAUGAAGGCAGAAUGCCCAUUAUAUCAUAUCACUCACCAUUGUCACGCACUCAAAUUUUACGAUGUCUCUGUCGUAGGUCUGUGCAGAUCGAGUGAUGGGUUAAUCUACCAUGGCGGUUACGCUCCGUGUAAAAGGAGCUUUCCAGGGUAACAUUCUCGUAUCCGAGUUUGGAGUAGUGAAGAACAUCGUCAUGAAUAUAGCUGGUGGCCGGUGAGUGGACCGGGUAAAGUCGUCGUGUCGCGAUGUGCUGGGUUGCAAAACAUCGUUGACUUUGGGACGCCGAUCUUCUCACCGCUUGAUCUCUCCUAAUGUUCUUGUUCUCAAUUUCACUUACAGGCUUGGUAAACGGCUUUCUGUUUGUUCUGACGGGUUGCAGAUGUGCAAGAGAGAGAG